UUCCUGCAUGUCGAAGGACAGCCUUAUGCCAUGAUUGGCUGCUGUGGACGCUGCAGGAUACUUCCUGGAAUGUCUGCAACCCAACGUUCCAGCAGGUCUGUUUCCCUGGAAAAGUGGUGGGGGAUCCUUUUUUAUGCCAGAUGUAAUUAAUAGCAUCAGAAUUCUUGGAUAUUCCUACUUGUGGGCCAGCAGAAAAAUCCCAUGGGGCCAAAUCCGGCUCCUGGGCCUUAUGUUGUGCAGAUAUCGGAAAUUGAAAGCCAUUCAACAUGACAACAGAAACCUUGGUGAAGGAUAUUAAACCAGGCUUGAAAAACCUCAAUCUUAUCUUCAUUGUGCUGGAAACAGGCCGGGUGACCAAGACAAAAGACGGUCAUGAAGUGCGGACAUGUAAAGUAGCAGAUAAAACCGGCAGCAUAAACAUCUCUGUAUGGGAUGAUGUUGGCAACCUAAUCCAGCCAGGUGACAUCAUCCGGCUCACCAAAGGGUAUGCAUCCGUUUUCAAAGGUUGCCUGACCUUAUAUACUGGACGUGGAGGAGAUCUGCAGAAAGUUGGAGAGUUUUGUAUGGUUUACUCUGAAGUGCCAAAUUUCAGUGAGCCAAACCCAGAGUAUGUUGCCCAGCAGUCUCAAAACAAAAAUGCACAGAACGACAACUCGGCACCAACAGUCUCUCAAACCACACCAGGACCCUCUACGUCAUCAGCAGCUACUGACAACCAGAAUGGCAAUGGAUUGAUCACUCCUGGCAGCUCCACACACACACCCAGUGCCCCGACCCACCCCACCAGUGGCCGCAUCACACGGAGUCAGCCCAACCACCAGAGUGGUGGUUCAUCAGGAACGGGUUCCUCCUCCAAUGCAGUGAGCAAUGGUAAAGAGACACGGCGAAGCAGCAAGAGAUAACAGGUGCAGGAUUAGGGGGUGUUCAAUACAUCUGACCUCCACCACUUGCUGAGUUGUUUUGCUUCCUGCUGAGCCAGCUCUAAGGCAGAUAUUGAGGAGAAGAGAUGGAUACCAGACUGGAGCAGAGACUAUUAAACCAGCUUAUGUUUAGCCACUGAAAUGUACUUUUAAUGUGAUGCUGAGUACCGAGUGAGAGAUAUGGUCUUCAGUGUGUUUAUACUUGUAUUUUGUGUCAAACUUGUUCACUUCAUAACUCCCUGUACAUGUAAACUGCGUUCUUGCUUUCUGCAGGAAAUUAGCAUGAUUUCACUAUCAUGUUUUUUAACUGACAGUGUUUUCUUCCUACCUGUUGCUUUCUCAGACCUCUUGCCCCUGCCCUCUGGGCAUACCCUUGAAUCUGGCUUCCUUUAAUGGGUCUACAGUCCUUUAAACUAUUUACUCUGGCUCAUGGUUAACUCUGUGGAAACUAGCCUGAACUGGUGAUUUUCAGAUCGUGAGCUAAAAGAUAAUUGUUUGAAUUUCCAUGAGGCUCUUGGCUCCCGUGGGAUGUCUUGUAUGGAGGAGUGUAGCUAGGUGAACAAAUAGAAUCUCUGCCAUCUAUUCUAAGCCAAACUCCCAGUCGGUGUAGCUGUUUCAGAGCUAGCUAAGAAGAUGGCACUCUUCUUGUUUUCCCAGAUAUAUUCUUAAUAGCUUAUGACAUUUUGUAGAUAGGUUUCUGUGGACAUAACUACGAUGUUAGAUUAGAAGUGUGGCAAAAUUGACAAAAGGAAGCUUAAUUUAAAAAAAAAUAAUUAAAUGUCCUGCAAAACCAAUAUUUCUGUGGUUUUAUUUGGAUUGUUGUACUGGAAGCUUGAAAUGCAUCUGUUCUUAUUCCAAUAAGUUUCAGUAUGGCUGGCAUCUGAAACUGGGCAGUGCUGAGCACUUGUCAGUGCUGCCAUCUUGGUUCCCAUUUGGUGCAAGGCCCAGCCAGAUCAGAGGCAAUAUGUAUUACCUCUCAACUUGCCAAUUCCUGUUUGAAGUAAGAGUGCUGUGUAGAGUCCCCUGUGAUGCUGCAGAGCUCUUCAAACAUUCUUGGUUCACAUGUUCCACCUCCUACCCACCCCGAAACAGUUAAAAGGUUCUCCUAAGCUCAAGAGCCCCCAGAGGGCUAUAGCUAAUCCGGGUUUCAGCUGUCCAAAGGAACAUGAAGAACAAUAUGUUAUAAGCUACUAUUUUGAAAAUAGGGUGGGAACUUUUUUGCCAAAGUUAACACAAUUUCCUGAAAGACAGUAAAAUGAAUUUUAAUAAUAAUAAUGAUGAUGAUGAUGAUGAUCAUGAUGAUGAUCAUGAUCAUGGCAAGGCCAUCACCCAGCCCUAUUUAAGAAUAUUUUGAAGUGUUCUUUUAUCCAACUGUUUAAGUCCUUUUUUCCUUUGCCUCUGUUCAGUCCAGAAUAAUAGCUUAUCUGAAGCAGGGCGGGGGGGGGGUUGUAUUUUUAAAAAGGAACAUCACAAUGGUCCAUUUGAUGUGGUUGUUUGAAUGUACUAUCCUGUGAAUGUUUUGGGAAUAAAUAUUUUAAUCUU
Molecule: messenger RNA, 2462 nt
Organism: Hemicordylus capensis (graceful crag lizard)
Lineage: Eukaryota; Metazoa; Chordata; Lepidosauria; Squamata; Cordylidae
Gene: NABP2
Product: nucleic acid binding protein 2
Exons: 8
Coding region: 267-902 (211 amino acids)
Biological process (GO): response to ionizing radiation; mitotic cell cycle checkpoint signaling; double-strand break repair via homologous recombination
Cellular component (GO): SOSS complex
Molecular function (GO): DNA binding
Source: RefSeq, a predicted model, not a curated record